CUGGGUGACACGAAAAACAAUGUCUUGAAUGGGUCCGGUUAUGUUUGACGAAUAAGCCAACUAGCAAAAUGUCAACCAGAUCGCAACUUACGAAAGAUUUAAAUGAAUCGGUGAAAGCAUUACUUGGUAAGCAUGUGAAGAUAUUAUUAAAAAACGUUGUGAAAUUGGAAACAAAGCAGGAUAAACAAGAAAAUCGUGUUCUAGUUUUUUCACCAUGCCGUCUUUUUCUUUUAACGGCCAAAGUACCUACAAGGCUCGACUGCCAUUUCCAUUAUUUAGAAAUAACAUCUAUAGAAUCCAAAAGAGCAAACCAGUUAUCUUUAACCGUUGGAGAGAGGUAUUACAAUUUUACUACUACAGGAGCAGGUGCAGAUACUACAGAAGUAGAUGCAAUGAUCGAGGCCUUACAUACUGCAAUUCGAAAUAUCUUUCCCACGGUACCCUUAAAUUAUAUUAUAAGAAAAAUAGAGGUAAUACCAGCUAGUAGACUGCAAAGUAUAAGGGGUAGCGAAUUAGCUAGAAGUACAGAAGCAACAAGACACACAGGUCCCUGUGGUGGGUUUUCAACCCAGUAUGCAUGCAUGUGUGAUUUACAUGGUGUACCAUAUAGAGAAGAAGUUGCUUGGGACGUUGAUACAAUAUACCUCUCUCACGACACAAGGGAAUUAAAUUUAAGAGACUUUGAUCAUUUAGAUCAGAAGGAUUUGGUGCCAAUCAUCUCUGCCUUGGAAUAUAACACUUGGUUUACAAAGUUGAGAGCAUCUCAUUUGAAAUUAAGUCACGAACCUUUGGAACGAUUGUUACAUGUUAUGCGCAGAUCUCUUUCCAUUCAAGAACUAUAUUUAGAUAAUCUUGGAAUUAAGUGGGAUUUUGCCCAUAAGUUAUCAUUAGCUUUAAUCUCUAACGCUAAUACAAUAUUGCAAACUAUUGAUCUAUCAUAUAAUACUAUUGAAGAUAAAGGCGCCUCUAGCUUGUGUGGUAUAAUUGCCAAGUUAAUGCAAGGAGGUGCACAUUUAAGUGGACCUAUUGGUAAGCUGCCUAAAGGUUUACAAAAAUUAAAUUUAGCACACUGCGGAUUAACAGGAAAGGGAAUAAGUCAAAUUGCACAUGCAUUAAGUUUAAAUAGGAGUAUGCCAACAAGUUUGCAAUAUUUGAAUCUUUCCGAGAACUCAUUAAAAGACGACAUUAAUAAUUUGUGCAAUUUCUUGGCACAACCUAAUAGCCUAACUCAUUUAGAUCUAAGCGGUACAGAUACUACAUUAGAAUGUCUGUUUGGUGCUUUACUACGGGGUUGUGCAACUAAUCUAGUCCAUUUAAAUGUCGCUCGCAACUCUUUUUCAAGCAAAAAGACCAAAGAAAUACCUCCCAGCUUUAAACAGUUUUUCACAGCUACACUUUCACUGAAGUACUUAAAUAUAUCUUGCUGUAAAUUGCCACUAGAAGCGUUAAAGCAUUUGUUACUUGGCUUGGCAUGCAAUGAAAGUACAGUUGGUUUAGAACUUGACAUGAGUGGAAACAACUUGGGUUCCAUGGGUGCUCAUGUGCUAGAGUCAUGUAUACAUGGUGUACGAUGCAUAGCAUCAUUGGAUAUUUCAGACAGCAACAUGGAUGUUGAUUUAGCACAAGUAGUAACUGCUGUCGGAAAAAACAAAUCUAUUAAACAAUUAUACAUGGGUCGUAACACUGUUAGUAUGAAAAGUAAACAUAUUGCCAUCGUGAUGGAUGCCCUUGUGCAAAUGCUUCAAGAAGACGAUUGCGUGUUGCAAGCGUUACAUUUACCGGAUUCUCGAUUAAAGUCUGAUCUCUACAACCUUAUUAAUGCUCUUGGUAGUAAUACGUGUCUUCAUACUCUAGAUAUUAGUGGUAAUCAAAUUGGAGAUCCUGGUGCAAGAUUAUUAGCAAAAGCACUGCAGAUUAACAAUCAUUUGAGGACCAUUAUUUACGAUAAGAAUAACAUUACACUUCAAGGUUAUGCAGACAUUGUUCAUGCUUUGGAAAAAAAUUGUAGUGUCAGACACAUGCCAUUCCCAAUUUAUGAUCUGCAACCGUGCAUGAAAACGUCUGCUGAGAAAACUGAACAAUUAGCCAAAAAAAUACAAGAUCUGUUACAAAGAAAUGUUACACCAUGUAAAUACAGUCAUGGUCAGGCCUUUAGACUACAACAAGGAUUUUUAUUAAGUUCUACGCAACAAAUGGUUGAUAGACUUGUUGUACAAACUCAGGAUACUAUUAAAGCCAUUGCCGCGGAAAGUUGUGAUGCAAACAACGAUAUUAAUUAUGCAACUGGACUUAUACAAGAUGCAGAUAAUUCGAAGCAGCUUUUACCGAGACUACAUGAAGUUCUUCAACGACGGGAUGAAAAUAAUCCAAUUGAAUUGAAAUUACACGAUAUGGCAAAUGAACUUCAUAAAGUUGUAACUAUGUAUUUACAGGAUUCGUUAGAUGCCAUGGUAAAAUGUGCAAAUGAGCAAUGUCCUACCAUACUUCAGCAGACGGUAAUCAGAGGAGAUGAAAGUGAAUCAAUUGCCGUGGAAGAUGACCUACGUAAUAGUUGCAAGGAGAAAAACCAAAUCAGUAGUGAAUUUAUACAUGCUACUAUUACUGAACAAGCUGGAGCAGAUAUAGUCAAUAGAGUCAAUGAAUUAAAUUUAGCUGUUGCUGCUCAUGUGUCUGAUAGAAUAACAGAUGAAGUAAUUGAGUCGUUAUCAAGAAGUUACAAAAAUUUGAUUGGCGAUUGCGAUAGUAGAACAAGAAGUAGCACGCCAGAUGUACUGCGGCCUAGUGCUGGUUCAAUGAGCAGUGGAAGUGUUAUAGGUGUUACAAGCACAGUAGGUGUAUCUACAACAUUAGCCAUUGGUAGAACAAGUCUUGCAUCAGAAGAAGAUUGUCCACCUGAAACUUAUUCGUUAAUAAAUUCCAUUGGCCAGUGUUCUAGUGAUCAAUCUCCAAUGAAAUUGGAUUAUUUAAAUCUUGCUACACCACACCUAUCAAAUAAACGUAAAAGUUUACACGGAAGAAAAUUAAGACCUAAGUCUGUAGUUGAUUCCGUUGAAGGACUUUCUGCUGACGACAUUCCUGAUCUACUACCUCCAUUGCCAAAAAGUCAGGCAGAAGCAAUUUCAGAAACAGAACAUUCUUUAACCGAGUCAUUAGAUUCUGUUUCGGAAUUACCCAAUACUGUGAGUCAACAAUUACAACAUUUAGUGAAAUCUAGACCUCGUAGAACAAAAACUAGAGCACCUACGAGACCAAUGUUAAGACCAGACCAACCAAUGGAUGGCCUUGCACUUGGAGAGGGCCUUGAUGUAUUUUUUCGACCAACUACGCCAACAACUCCUCUUAUAUCUCCAACAAGCGACGAUAGCUCUUUACAUACAUUUCCAACUGAUGGUAGUCCAAAUUUAUCUCUCACAAGCCACAAAAGUAUUCCACCUGACACGGAUAAGAAACCUGGUUGCAGUUCACCAAUGUUAAAAACACUUCUUGAACCUACACCACGAUCACGGUCUAGCGAUAAUUUGGAAAAGUUUUCGCCUCUCGUCGGUAGAAGAUCUCAAGAUAGGGAUGUAUCUCUUGCAACGUCUGUUCCUAAAGAUUACGAAAGCAGAAGAAGUUUAACGAAAAAAUCUGCAGUGGAAAUAGACAAGUCUGCAAGCCAGCCACUGCCUUCCCUUAAACUAAGAUCGACAGGUUUUGAUCUUAGAAGUCCAACGAAUGGCAGUAGUACAAAGAAUAAUUCAGAGGCAUCAAAGUCUCCAGUAUUAAAACCUUCAACCAAAGGAAAUAGUUCCACUAGCGAUGGAAAAAGUAACGGUGCUCUUUCAAAGACUAAAUUAACUCCUCCUGCGACAGCUCCAAAACCAAGGCCUUGGAGUAUGGCCACUGAUAGAAAAUCCGGUGAGUUUUAUAACUUUAAAGUGAAUGAUUCUGGCGAUGCUCUUGAUGAAUCCACAGAUAGUGGCGUAAGUGGCCCUGCUUCAUUGCCGCCAACGUUAUCAGCAAGUAGUACUGCUAGUUCUUUAAGCAAUACAAGUGUAGAAAAGCGAUCUGUCAGGGAAUUGGCAGCUAGUUUAAACAAAAGUAAACCAGAAAGGAAAGAAAACGAACAUACCGCACCUGCAGCAUGGAGGUCGGUGCUUCAACGUUCUAUCAAUCAACCAGAUGCCAAGGUAACGGAAGUGCCGAAAACAGUUGAAGAGAAUCAAAUGAAUUAUAAACUUCGACGUACUUCAUUUUUACGUGAUUCAAAUUUUAACUAUAAUAAUAACGAUGUAGUUGACGUUUGA
This is a messenger RNA of Dufourea novaeangliae, 4286 nucleotides long. It is a transcript of the gene LRR, whose product is annotated as leucine-rich repeat-containing protein 16A. Lineage: Eukaryota; Metazoa; Arthropoda; Insecta; Hymenoptera; Halictidae. The coding region runs from base 69 to 4286 and encodes 1405 amino acids. Gene Ontology annotation, biological process: cell migration; regulation of Arp2/3 complex-mediated actin nucleation. The record is from RefSeq and is a predicted model, not a curated record. The transcript has 26 exons. Gene Ontology annotation, molecular function: protein binding. Gene Ontology annotation, cellular component: lamellipodium; plasma membrane.